Molecule: messenger RNA, 2391 nt
Organism: Phytophthora nicotianae INRA-310
Lineage: Eukaryota; Oomycota; Peronosporomycetes; Peronosporales; Peronosporaceae
Exons: 1
Coding region: 1-2391 (796 amino acids)
Source: RefSeq, a predicted model, not a curated record
AUGGCACGAAUCCGCCCGCAGGAGUCAACGUGGUGUGACAAAGCCCCAGCUUCAGUGCUAGUAGAGGACAUCACAGCAGACAGCAACCACAGUACUAGGACGUUGACAUUGGAGAGGACGAGAGCAUGGCACAAAUUCCUUCCACAACCGAACAUUCCCAAAUACAUCGCGCUCUCCAAGCUACGUUUGAUCUUCACAAUGGUAUCACUUGCUCUUCUUAUCACCGAUAUCCCACGAACAGGGCUCGGAAUUUACGACUUACAAGAAUAUUACCCGAUCAUGCUUAUGCCCGGUACCGCCGUCCGCUUCGGACCAUUCGACUACUCCGUUGUGCAUAUCUGGCGUUUAAACAAUGACACUGAGAGUGACAAUACAUCCUCAGCAUUCACAGGACUUAGAGACUCUCAACCAAUUUCCACAGCUCGAGCGUGGCCGUACCAGUUCGAUACACUCUCUGUCGGACUGCGAGGAGCUGUAGACCUGCUCAAUGUGACCCAAUUUCCGCGUUAUUUACGCUACAAGCCGCAAGAAAAUGAACCAACGACUAAUGGAGAGAGUCUCGUUGACUUGAGCACAGCCUUCAACAUGCUUGAUGCUCUCAUUGCCGCUGCCCACGCCAAAUUACGGCCAGCAUCGAAUUGUAAGCUCAAGGCACUGCGCUUUGCCACGAAACACAAUUGGGUCGAUCGAAUCCACCACUACGUCGUUAGUUUUGCUUCGACAAACCCUGCCUGGCGUCUACACUCUCUCCAUGUACCUUAUACCUCACGUGAUACGCAGUCGCUUGGAAUCUGCUCGAACUCUGCAGUCGCAAAACGAUCUCCACUACGCCCCCGCUUCUGCAACCACCCUGGCAUUUUGAAGUAUACACAUCCGUUAAAUUCAUCGCUACCUACUGUUCCGGUUUGGGAGCACAUAGACCUUCGUUAUGAGUUACUCAAACGACAAUAUCCUACUUUGGAACUGGAAGUGAUCUUGCUAUCUUCGCAGAGGCUGUCAUCGACCUCAGGAGUAUUGAGCUCAACUUUCUACAAUUAUGAAGCGCUGGAAAUCACGGCUUUAACGCGAGGGAAGCGUUGUAUCAACGAUUCAAAGUCAAGUCUAAACACCACCUUGUGCACGACCGUCUUCAUAGACGACUACCGCUAUGAGCGAGACACUGUCCGAACGAAUCUAGUCGAAUGGUAUGGGGUUAUUUCGAUGUUGCGAGGAGGAGCCCAAGGUUACGUCUGGAUUCGUUUAGUUUUGCUGAUGUAUGGAGCUUACACAGCUGCCGGUCAAUUGGCUGGUGUCCAGGCUGGCACUAGUUCCCGCUUCAAAUCGACGAUGUCCAUUGUGUGUAAAAUCCCGUUCGAGGUGAUCGUGUACUCCAGCUUGUUGCCUGUUAGUGGAUACGUCAUUGCGCAGUUUUUGGAUAGCAGCUUUAUGGAUAUUUUCCUUGAUUCGUACUGGGCUGCAGUGGGAGGCACGAUCAAGAUAAACUUAUUGACAUUUCUGAGGUCAACAGCAGUGCAGAUGCGCAAUGUGUGGAUUCUGGCGCUACUUGUAACCUUGACAGUAUUUGCAGUACGAAAGACACGAGACUAUUGGGGUGAAGGGCUUCCUGCCAUUCGCGGUCUCGUCAUUAGCUUCACAUCGACACUGACGGUAUUUGGACCGUACAAGGAGACUACACUGAGAAAUACCGAUAUCAUAAAUCUUUUCCUGAUUGCCGAUGAAGGUCAGAACUUGGAUAUUAUUCAAAGUAACCUGGUGGGGAAGUAUAAUAUCUCUAGCUACUUCUUCGAUGACAGCGCGGUGAUGUUGCUGUUCUGCAUCGGAGUUGUUAUCGGAUUGGCAUCAACUAUCAAAAUUUUGAAUGCUUCGCGUACUAAAAGUGAAACUCGAGAUAUCAUUUUGAGUUCAACUCCAACUAUUCCUUGCGGGACACAGAGACUUUGGUUGGCAUCCGUAUCGAGUGUGCAGUUUUCUGUACGACUGCGGGUGACUGGUAUGUCUGAGAGAACACCCCAGAAACAAGGUUCUCUAUUAACGAAGGUGGGCUCAUUCCACACUGUCAUACAGCCCAAUUUAAAGUGGACAGAUCGGAGAAAUCUUUUGGGAAAGGCGAGUUAUAAUUCCACGGAAUGCCGCUCCGUCAUUCAGCUCAUGAACAUCGCGAUGAUGACCGAUCCGUGGAAUUUCUUUUGGCUACGAGCGCUUGGAGUCCAGUUGUAUCUGUACAAAACUCGAUCUGGUCUUGACAAUAGCUUCGAUUUCUAUGCUGUCAUCUUACCAUUUGCAAAGAAUGAGAUAGAGGAGCGCACAGGACUGAGCUCCAUUGACCUCCAACUGCUCGACUCUGCUAGCUCCCGAGAUGUACCAAUGUCAGUAUUGCUACAAUCAGGGUAA